GUGAUAUAAAACGUUGUGAAUACCAUUUCAAAACAGGGUUUUCCUUUAGUAAUUAUUUGAUAAAAUGAAUCAGACAGUGGACGAAACAGAACUUUUAACAGAAGUUCCAGAUAUUCUGAAACGUCUGGCAUUAACAGUAGUGAAAUCGUUUUACGAAACAGAACAUACUGGCAUUGUAAACCUACUAGUGAAACACACAUGUGUCAAAGAGGAUGACCUAUCUGAAUUGCUGAAAUUUGACAAGAAACAACUCCGCAAUAUCCUGGGAAGAUUAAAGAACGACAAACUAGUAAAACAACGUGUCUACAAAGGCAAACAGGCGGAUACUGGUGCAACAAUAACAUUUAAUUAUUUCUUCAUUGAUUAUAAAUUAUUUGUCAAUGUUGUCAAGUACAAACUGGAUCAUAUUAGAAAUAAAAUCGAGCAUGAUGAACGUGAAGCCACCAAUAGACCUUCCUUUGUUUGUACGCAAUGUAAUAAGAGGUAUUCGGACUUAGAGAUAGAUCGACUACUUGAUCCAAUGUCGGGGAACCUUAUCUGUGAAUUCUGUAGCGGCCCAAUUGAUGAGGAUACCACAGACGUCGAGCAGAAGCAGAAUUCUCGUUCAUUAUUGGCUCUGUUUAAUGAGCAAAUGGAACAGAUAUUUGUGUUGUUACGAGGAUGCGAAGAUAUAAAGUUGGCACCAGAGAUCUUAGAGCCAGGCCCUGAGUUAUGUAUGAAACAAUUAGUCCCUCGAACCUCGGCUAACAGCAGCAUAAAACAGGGCUGGAGCACUAAAGGACUUGUUAAUGAGAAUCUUUACGAACAUGAUAUUAAAAUCAACAUGGGAGAUGAAGUUAGUGAGGAAACAAGAAAAUCAAAAGAGACUCCAUUAUGGAUAAGCCAAAGUACAGUGGGACCAUUGCAAGACAGUGGUGGACAUCCCUCAACCUCAACAGAGAAUGCAGCACCCCCAGAAAUAGCCCAAACUGCAAACCAUGAAAUCAUGAAGGAUUUAUUAGCACAUGAGAAUAAGAAAGUAAAGUUACAGGAAAGUGUCAAAAGUCUGCCACAAGAGUCGAGUGAUGAGUCUGAUAACGAGUUUAGUAACGUUCCCGAUACAUCACAGGCUAGGGGUGAGAAGAAUACACAAGUUGAUAGUGAUGAUGAUGAGGAUAUCACAGUGAAAAUUGGGGAUAAAAAUAUCGCACUUGAUGAUAUCACAGAUGAAAUGAUUGAGAAAAUGACGCCAGAAGAACACGAAGCAUACAUGAAAGCAUAUCAAGAGGCAUUUAGUCACCUUUAUUAGUAAUCAUGAACUUCAUGUUGUAGGUUUUAAUAAGACAAUAACCUUUAUAAGGCAGUAGAAAAUGGUCAACCUCAGAAAUAACACUCAUGUGAGCAAGAAAAUGAAACUUAAUUAUAAUAUUAUAUGCUAGUUAUUGGCAUUGUACCAAGGCUACUGCAUACAGCAAAGAGAGAGUUAAGGGUUAAAAAAUAAAACUACUACAUAUGAUGAAAAUUAUAAUUAACAUUGUCACACUCCGUUAACUGCAGGUUGACGGGCCCGUUGACCACUAUUUGCUGCAUAAUAUUGUUUAUGAAACCACCCAAUUAUGAAUUAACUAACAAGCAGUUUUUGUGGGGAUGUGGUAUAUAUAUUUUAGAUGCUAGUGACCAUGGAUUGUUAUUUUACAAUCCAUGCUAGUGACAUAUGUAUAGGUAUACACUGUUUUUGUAAAAGAAUGACAGUUGGUGUGAUUAAAAUAUGAAUAGAAAAUGGUAAUAUGCUGGGGGCAAGGUAGAGUGUUGGCCCUCUAAUUAAAUGCAGUGGUAGCUGCAAUUUACGAAUCCCGUGAUAUAUAUUUGUCCCAUCUGAAAUUACAUCUUUUUCAGUAUCCGG
This is a messenger RNA of Paramuricea clavata, 1882 nucleotides long. The record is from the annotation of a GenBank genome assembly. Lineage: Eukaryota; Metazoa; Cnidaria; Anthozoa; Malacalcyonacea; Plexauridae.